Molecule: messenger RNA, 944 nt
Organism: Pistacia vera
Lineage: Eukaryota; Viridiplantae; Streptophyta; Magnoliopsida; Sapindales; Anacardiaceae
Product: protein PHOSPHATE STARVATION RESPONSE 3-like
Exons: 5
Coding region: 148-801 (217 amino acids)
Molecular function (GO): DNA binding; DNA-binding transcription factor activity
Source: RefSeq, a predicted model, not a curated record
UGUUUACAAAAGUCUAUGGUCUUAGACCCAGCCAGCAUGUGUUGUUUUUUGCUGCUGCAUUCAUAUUCAAGCUAGAGAGACAAAGUCCGGCGAAUUUUAUUGGCAAUUAAGAGCUAUCUUCUCUAAUAGCUUGAUGAACCAGAUCAAAUGAUGAGAAAUUCUCAGAGAACAACUGAAGUAAGGCAGUACAACAAAUCUGAUCUUCCACGUUUGCGGUGGACGCCUGAGCUUCAUGAACUCUUUGCUGCAGCUGUUGAACGCCUUGGUGGAAAAUAUGAAGCAACACCCAAGCGCAUUAUGCAGCUGAUGAAUGUUAAAGGACUGAAGAUUUCUCACAUCAAAAGCCAUCUGCAGAUGUACAGAAGCACGAAGGGCUGUAAUGACGAUGAUGAAAUUAUAGCGAAGGAGCAAUUGCCAGCACAGACACCACAUUUCAGUGAUCAUGGAGCCUUGUCCAUUUGCUCCCCUCAGUCCCAGAGGCAAAUAGGAGAUGGAUUGUUCGUCGAUUUUGAAUGUAGAAGUGAAAAUAUCAAACACGAAUUAGCGUUUUCCGAGGAUUGUAGAGAUAUACAUGGGAAAAGGAGGAACGAAGAAGAAUAUGGAAGCUUAGACGAAACUUGUCAGCUCUCACUAUCCUUCACUCCCAUGGAAAUGGAUCAAGAACAGGAAGAGAGAGAGUCUUGGCCUUUAACUGAUGGGCUGAGCCGACUAUCUCCUAGUACUUCUACAAUAGAUACCAAUUUUCCAGAUUUUCACUCUCUUGGGACCAAUCAUCACUUAAACUUGGACCUUACCAUCUAAUUAAACUUAUUUUUCCUUUUAAUUUAGAAUUAGGAUUUUUUUUUUUCUUUUUUUAAAUUUUUAGCGUACAUUAUAACUAUUAAUAUGAGGAUCCUCGCUGUGUCUACUUUUAAAUACGGUUUGUACUACAAAAAUAAAUAAAC